Messenger RNA from Opisthocomus hoazin, 1926 nucleotides. The record is from RefSeq and is a predicted model, not a curated record. NCBI's taxonomy places the organism in Eukaryota, Metazoa, Chordata, Aves, Opisthocomiformes, Opisthocomidae.
AUGCAGAGCGACAGAGACGACAGCCAGGGUGUGCAGAGAGCCCAGGCAAACUUGCAGUUACUGGGCAGACACAAGCGUAAGCCAGAACACCAGUCCACAGGCCAAGAAAGCUUACAGCUAGGCACAACCAUAACAGAGAUCAAAAGCGGGCCAAGACCCAGGCCAGAGCUUAAAUGGAGUUCCUGCGCCCGUGGGCCAGGGCGUGGGUGGAAGCCCCAGAUGAGACUGGCCAUGGUCAUUAGGGCAUAUUACUGCACUCAGAGCCCUGACAAGUUCUUCCCUCUGCUCGCACCACAGCUCUCACCCGGAACGCUGCGGCCCUGGGCUGGCGGACAGCCCCCACAGCCUCCCCUCAAAGCUAAAACCGCCGACAAACAAGAAACAAAACCGGAGCCGGGACUAGCUGAUUUUGGUCAGCUGGACCAACUGCCGAAGUCUGCCACAGACCCCUGUGAAGGUAAACACAUUAAAAACAAACUUUCUCCCUCACCAGCUGCAACUUACCAGUGUAAAACUUACACUUGUAGGAAUUCAAAAAAAGAAGCUGAUUUAAACCUGGCACAGGCUCGCAUAAGAGACCUUGAUGCUCAGCUGAAUGUGAAAGAAGCUGACUUAGCAACAGCGUUGAAUCAGAACCGAAGUCUGGAGAAUGACCUGCGUGAAUUAAAGGAUCAAGUAGUCACUCUGCAGCUGUUGCUGGAAGAUACCAAAACGCAUCUCCACAGUGAAGUAUUGAGGAGGGUGGACCUGCAAAAUCAUAUGAAAACUUUGGAGGAACAAAUGACAUUCCAGAAGAGCCUUCAUGAAGAUGAGCUCAGGGAGGCAAAAAGAGUCCAUGAGAGCAGGAUAGCAGAAAUAGAAUUUGGUCGUCAGAGAGAAUUUGAGACUAAGCUCUCAGAUGCUCUGCAGGGGCUCAGAAAGCAACACGAAGAACAAAUUCAAGGAUACAAAGAAGAACUGGAGCGAACAUUCAAUGCAAAAUUGGAGAAUGCCCAGCUAUCUGCGGCAAGAAAUAGUGACAUUGCCAACAGUGUUCGGGAGGAGCUGAUGGAAACAAAGCAGAAAGCUGAUAUUCUGACAUCUCAAGUUAAUCAAUAUCAAAGCCAGAAAGUUGCUUUGGAGAACAGAAUAAGGGAGCUACAGGAGACGCUGGAUUAUGAUCGUGAUCUCUAUCGAAGACGUAUGGCUGAAAAAGAGAAAGAAAUGGCAGAAGCCCAGCAGCAGGCACAAGAACAGUUGGAAGAAUAUGAGCAUCUCUUAGAUGUGAAACUGGCUCUAGAUCUGGAAAUAAGUGCCUACAGAAAAAUGCUGGAAGGAGAGGAACAGAGGCUAAAGCUGUCACCCAGUCCAUCUUCACACAGCUCUGCAUCUCAAGCAACAAGUCAAGGGCGACGGUUCCUGCAUGGGAAGAAAAGGAAAAUCAAAGAAGCCAGAAAGAGAAGGCAUAGUGAUAGAUUUAACACUGUUCAGCAUGCUUCAUCUUCUGGAAAUGUAUCUAUUGAAGAAAUUGAUGCAGAUGGGAAAUUUGUUAGGCUGAAAAACAACUCUGAUGAGGAUCAACCACUACAUGGAUGGGUGUUAAGAAGACGUCUUGAAAGUGUGUCAGAUGUAACAUACAAAUUUCCUUCACAGUUCACUCUUCAGGCGGGCCAAGUAGUCACAAUCUGGGGUGCAGCUGCUGGUGUAAGCCCAGGUCCUAGUGAUCUGGUCUGGAAGUCUCAGAAGUCAUGGGGAACUGGGGAUAAUAUUUGUGUUACGCUCAUCACAGAUGAUGAUGAGGUAAGUGAGAGAGAACUCGCAGAGAGGAAGAUAAUGCAUGUACCCAGAGAAGAAGAAAGUGGCGAGCAAGAAGAUGAUGAAGAAAUAACUGGAAGUGAAAUGGAGUUUCAGUCUCAGGUUUCUGCUGCCUUGGUAGUACUGAAAUAA